AAUCGAACAGGUGCUUUUCGCUCUAAUUUAUUUUGAAAAAAUAACCGUUAAAGUCAAACUUAAAUCAAGAGAAAUAAGUGAUGAAGUGGAAACUAGAAAAUAUGUGCAUAUAACGGUGUUUAAAAAAAUAUAAUACAUAUAUCUGUCUAUCUACUUCAAUUUAAAUAAAAGUGUUGAGAAGUUUUUUUAGGGGAAAAAUAAAAACGAAUAAAUCGUUAUUAUUUAAAUAAAAUAUUAACACAAAUAAAAAUGAAACAAAUGAGUAAAAUUUCACAAAAAAUCAGCACGCUGCUGCUGCCAUCUAGUAAACACAUCCUUGCCAUUUUAAUUUUAGUGACAAUAUUCACAACAUCAGUGCAUGCGUGCGGACCGGGUCGGGGUAUUGGGGGACCCCGGAAAAAUCGUAAGCUCACCCCGCUCGUAUUCAAACAACACGUACCGAAUAUGUCGGAAAAUACGUUAGGGGCGUCGGGCUUGAAUGAGGGCCGAAUAAAUCGGGAUGAUGCCAAAUUCAAGGAUCUAGUACCAAAUUACAAUAGGGAUAUAAUAUUUAAGGACGAAGAGGGUACUGGCGCUGAUCGUGUUAUGACACAGCGCUGUAAGGAUAAAUUAAAUACACUAGCCGUGUCUGUGAUGAAUCAAUGGCCUGGCAUAAGAUUGCGAGUAACUGAAAGCUGGGACGAAGAUAACAAUCAUCGUAACGAUUCAUUGCACUAUGAAGGACGUGCUGUUGAUAUCACAACAUCAGAUCGUGACCGAACAAAGUAUGGAAUGCUUGCCAGGCUGGCCGUUGAGGCUGGCUUCGAUUGGGUCUACUAUGAGAGUCGAGCACACAUUCAUUGCUCUGUUAAGUCGGAUUCAACUCAAACAAAUCACAUGAGUGGCUGCUUUACUGGCGAAAGCACUGUCUUAACAUCUUCCGGCGAAAAGAAACAAAUGAGUGAACUCCAAGUCGGCGACCAGGUUCUCAGUAUGACAGCAGAUGGCAGCACUGUGUACAGCGAAAUCAUUCUAUUUUUGGACAGAGAUAUCGAACGCACACAAGAGUUCGUUCGAAUUCAAACAGAUGGCGGUGCGGUUUUGAAAGUAACUGCACAGCAUUUGGUGAUGGUUUGGAACCCUGCUAAGAAGCUAAUGAAAUUUGUCUUUGCUGACCAAGUCGAAGAGAGCGACUUUGUGCUGGUGAACCGUUUCGGUAAUUUGGAACCGCAAAAGGUGGUGAAUUUGUCAGCGAUCAAAGCCAAAGGUGUUGUGGCGCCCCUAACUCGAGAAGGAACAAUCAUCGUGGACUCGGUAGCGGCGUCAUGCUACGCUGUUAUCGAUAGUCAGAGGAUGGCACAUUGGAGCUUCUGGCCAUACAGAAUGUUGGCGACAAUGCACCAUUGGGUUGGUGAAACGAAUUCCAUUCAAGAUGGAGUGCAUUGGUACGCGAGAGCCUUGUUUUCAAUUAAAGACUCAGUAUUACCAAGCAGUUGGAUGCACCACUGACAUUUUUAGGAUAUAAACAAAUUCAUGCACAUAUUUAUAUAUAAAUUAUUUAUUUUUAUUCGUUUAUAUUUAAUAAUUUUAUUUUAUUUUAAUUUAGUCAUCCACGAAGGGAAAAGGAAAUGUUGUUGUGUUAGGAGUUAAAGACAAAAUUAAGAAAUGUACAUAAACUGGCAUGACAACAAAUCAUUUCCUUUUCUCUAAAAUGUAAAUUAUUUUAUAAAAUUUAGAUGAGUAAAGUCAUUAAAAAUAGAAGAAAACAUAAAAGAAAUUGAAACAUACAUAUUUCCUGGCCAGUGUUGCAUGCAAACAAAUUUCUUGCAUUAUUUACUAAAAUACCUAGUUUGAAAAUAAAAAAUAAUAAAAAAAUAUUUGUUAAAUGUGUAAGUUGAAAAAUAAAAUUAUUACUGUAUAAAAUGUAGUUAAUAAAUUAAAUACUUCUAUUUUUCCAUUUUUCUUUGACUGUUUUAUUUAAUUGAAUAUACUUUUUUAUAUUAAUAUUUUAUUUUAAAUUAUUUCUAUAGCAGUUAAAAAAUAUAUGAAAAAACAAUUGAUUUGUAAAUAGUUAGUUAUGCAAAAAAAAACAGUGAUAUAUGUAAUUAAUUUAAUUUCUAUUAUUUUAUAUAGAUAUUUUUAAUUAAUGCUUUAAUAUAAAAAUUUUUAUACAUUCGUAUAUUCUCUAAAUGUAUCAUCGCAGUUGCAUUUUGCCGUUUGCGACAGUUUAUUUUGUUUAUAGAUAAAAUAUUUUUUGUUUAAUUGUUCAUUAAAUAAAUAAAUACAAAAUAAAAGCAAACAAAACCCGAGAAAAAUAAAUUUAAAUAAAAUAAUUAGGGAUAACUGGAAAGGAGAUAUGACUGAAUGACUUAACGACUGAUUGUUUUGUUGAGAUAAUGAAAAAUGAACCUUGUUGUAUUUUAAUUAUUUUUAAAGUAUGAUCUUGUAAAUAAGUAAUUAUACAUACCUUGUUUCUAAGUUUAAAUUAAAGAUAUUAUUUAAGGAAAAUUAUUAUAUUAAAAAAAAAUACAGUUUUGUUUAAAAAAAAUUGUUUAGGUAAAGGUUAAUACCUAAUUAAAACCGAACCCUGAUCGAAAAUAAUAAAAAUCAAGGAAAUUUCUUGGAAAA
Messenger RNA from Eupeodes corollae, 2607 nucleotides. It is a transcript of the gene hh, whose product is annotated as protein hedgehog. Gene Ontology annotation, biological process: smoothened signaling pathway; cell-cell signaling; intein-mediated protein splicing. The transcript has 3 exons. The record is from RefSeq and is a predicted model, not a curated record. Lineage: Eukaryota; Metazoa; Arthropoda; Insecta; Diptera; Syrphidae. Gene Ontology annotation, molecular function: patched binding; calcium ion binding. Bases 250 to 1488 code for a protein of 412 amino acids.